GUAGGGGGUUAUGUGGAUCGAUGAAAAGUUGAUUCUUUUAACCAAUUCACAAGCAUACGUUCUCCGAUCCCGUUAGGCAAGAUAUCGUUGGUAUGAACCAAUAGCCGUCAAGUGGCACGAGGUAAUCAACUGUAACCGAAUGUAAUAGUAGCAAGAAUCUCAGAAGCUACGUCUUGAAUUUUAGCGUAUACUAUAGCGUAUAGUUCAACGAUAGGACAUAGGCAUCAUCAUUAUCAUCACUGUAACGUUUGCGUACGCGUCGAUAGUAUUAAAUUUAAAAUCGACUAUUUUGUGAUCACAUUGUAAAAUUGGUUAUUUUGGUUUUGGAUCUUUACGUCGUUCUCCUCAUUUGGAUCAAUUCUCUCGCCAUGGUUUCCAUCUACGUAUUCAUCGAAAUCUGCUUUGCAUUGAUUCUAUUUAGGAAUGUCGACUCUGCAUUACGUAAGUAUAAAUAAAGGAUUGAAAAUCAUCUCAAUCUGAAACAAUCAAGGACAAUUGACCGCAGAUAAUGAUCACCGGAUGAUAAUGACCAGCACGAUGAACUUUCACUAUACUACGUGAAUAUAUGAAAAUAAUCAAAUGCAAUCGUCGUUAAUAAUAAUAAAUCUAAAUGUUAUCUCUAAUCAAUCAAUUAUCAGUUUUCGUCAUUGAUUGUUAUAAAUCUCCAUAUAUAAAAGUAUGUAAAAAACACGAUCCUAAUAUAAACGAAUGUGUAAUGAAUUCGAUUGAGAAUCUUCGUGAGAAAUUGGCUGAAGGAAUUCCUGAACUCGAUACACCGGCUAUCGAACCAUUAAAAUUAAGUCAAAUUCGUUUAUUGAGAGGACCAACUGGCGCUAGGCUCGAUAUCAAUCUUACUGAUAUUCAGGUGAACGGACCGUCGACGUUUAAAAUACGUGAUCUCAAGGUGAACACCGAUGACGUAAUUUUCACAUUCAAGGUCAGCUUUGAAAAGCUCAAUUUUCAAGGAAAAUAUCAAAUAGAUGCUACAUUGCUUUUACUCAAGCUUACUGGAGAGGGUGAACUCGUUGGAAAUUUCACUGGAUAUGAUUCCGACAUUGUCUUGAAAGCACAGAAAAUUUAUAGAGACAAUAAAGUUUAUUUACAUUUCGAGAAAAUGAAACUAAACAUUCAAAUUAGUGGUGCUAAUCUUUAUCUAAACAAUUUAUUUGCUGGCGAUCCAGUUCUAGGACCAGCCAGUAAUAAGAUAAUAAAUGCUAAUAGCGCAUUAUUAAUAGAAGAAAUUAAACCAGUGAUGGAAUCAUCGUUAGCUGAUCUUUUUACCAAUGUUUCGAAUAAAAUUGUGAGAACCUUUACGUACGACGAACUAUUCCCAGAGAAUUGAACGAAAUCUAGACAAAUUAGAAUCCUUUUUUCUCAAAUUCAUCUAAUUAAUUUUAAUUCAUUAAUUAACGACAGCACACUUCACGUUUUUCAAUGAUACGUGCCGAUACUUAUACAAACGGUAUAUAAUACUCGUAAAAGAUGAAACAAUAAACAAACAAAUAAACAAA
Molecule: messenger RNA, 1511 nt
Organism: Vespa crabro (European hornet)
Lineage: Eukaryota; Metazoa; Arthropoda; Insecta; Hymenoptera; Vespidae
Exons: 6
Coding region: 611-1342 (243 amino acids)
Source: RefSeq, a predicted model, not a curated record